AUGGCGACCUCCAAAGGCGGCGAGAUGGCUCUCGAUAUGCCCGAUCAGCAGAUGGAUACUCAUCGGAUCAUCAGGAAAGCGUACGUAGGCAUCAUUCCCUUCCUAUUUCUCACCACGACCCUGACAUACAUCGACCGAUCCAACGUUUCCUUCGCCAGUCUCCAGUUCAAGUCCGACUUGGGGCUGUCUGCCGAGCAGUAUGGUCUGGGUGCAGGUAUCUUCUACAUUGGGUACGCGGUGUUCCAGAUCCCCAGCAACCUGGUCAUCACUCGCGUGGGGGCUCCCCUGUGGCUUGGCAUGCUCAUCUUUGCAUGGGGGAUCGUGUCAGCCUGCACCUCCACUAUGAAGACCAAGGAGCAGUACUACGCUGUCCGCUUCCUCCUCGGUGUCUUUGAGGCCGGUUGCUUCCCAGGCUCCUGGUGGCACCUGCAGCUCUUCUUCACAAGCCUGGAGGUUGGCUUUGCCUACGCCGCCGUCGCCUCUUCGACAGCCCUGAGCAACGUCAUUGGAGCUCCCAUAGCAGCGGGCAUCCUGUUCAUGGAUGGAGUGGGCGGCUUGCGGGGAUGGCAGUGGCUAUUCAUCCUGGAAGGCUGCAUCACCGCCAUCUAUGGCAUCAUUCUCAAGUUUGUGCUGGCACCCAAGCCGUCGAGCGCGUACUUCCUGAAGCCUUCGGAGCGGACGUGGCUGGCAGCGCGCCAGGACAGGCUGCAGGCCGCCUUCAACAGCAAGCACAGCCGCCAGGGCAACUGGUGGGCCUCCAUUCCAGACUGGAAGAUCUGGUACCUGUCUGUCUGCUAUGCCAUUCUGCAGUUUGGCAUCACCGCCGUCGUCUACUUCAACCCCUUCAUUGUCGAGGCCCUGUUCUUUGGAGGCAACUUCAGCGGCAAGGCACCCAAGCUGCACUUUGCCGACGCGCAUGACCAGGCCUGGCACACGGCCAAGAUCGCGCUCUUCUCCACCGUCCUGUGGGUGCCUGUCGGCGCUGGCAUGAUCUUUGUCUCCUGGUCUGCCAAGCACUUUGGCGAGCGCAACUGGCACUCCUCAAUCCCCUCCCUCAUUGCUGGCAUCUGCUUCCUGGUGGUGCCAACGACAAUCAAGCACAGCCCUGCUGGAGGCUACGUUCUGAUCAUCAUUGCUGCCACCGGCGUCUGGGCACCCCACGGGCCCAUGUGGUCGUGGCCCAAGACCUUCCUGCACGGCCAAGGUGCAGCCGUGGGCAUUGCCAUUUUCAACAGCGUCGGCGCCAUCGGCGGCUUCUGCGGCCCCUAUGUGGUGGGAGCUCUGGUGGACCGCGGCGGCUAUGUGAAGUGCAUGCAGACCCUUGGCGGCCUCUUCCUCAUUCUGGGCGUCGCCAUCGCACUGUACCGGCCAAAGGAUCUGGAGUCUGAGAACGUGGCUGGAGACGGCGUCAGCCGUGAGCCCGAUGCUCCGCGGCCGGACAGCGUCGAGCUGGCCAAGGCAGACAACGAGUCCCAGGCCAAGACUGUCUAA
Messenger RNA from Coccomyxa subellipsoidea C-169, 1491 nucleotides. Its product is annotated as MFS general substrate transporter. Gene Ontology annotation, cellular component: membrane. The transcript is spliced from 14 exons. Gene Ontology annotation, molecular function: transmembrane transporter activity. The record is from RefSeq and is a predicted model, not a curated record. Gene Ontology annotation, biological process: transmembrane transport. Lineage: Eukaryota; Viridiplantae; Chlorophyta; Trebouxiophyceae; Coccomyxaceae. The coding region runs from base 1 to 1491 and encodes 496 amino acids.